Heteronotia binoei (common prickly gecko) is the source of this 1089-nucleotide messenger RNA. It is a transcript of the gene POU1F1, whose product is annotated as POU class 1 homeobox 1. The transcript has 7 exons. Gene Ontology annotation, molecular function: DNA-binding transcription factor activity, RNA polymerase II-specific; RNA polymerase II cis-regulatory region sequence-specific DNA binding. Bases 1 to 1089 code for a protein of 362 amino acids. Lineage: Eukaryota; Metazoa; Chordata; Lepidosauria; Squamata; Gekkonidae. The record is from RefSeq and is a predicted model, not a curated record. Gene Ontology annotation, biological process: regulation of transcription by RNA polymerase II.
AUGAGUUGUCAAGCCUUUCCUUCUGCUGACACUUUCAUCCCUUUGAAUGCUGAGUCGUCUCCCACUCUGCCUCUGAUAAUGCACCAUAGCGCUGCAGAGUGUUUACCAGUCUCCAAUCAUGCCACUAAUGUGGUAUCUACAGUCUCAUCUGUUUUGUUUUUGAUUCCAACUCCUAAAUGUUCCCACAUAUGCUUUGCCAUGGCAACUUUGGGAGCUACUCUAUCAGGUCUGCAUUAUUCUGUCCCUUCUUGUCGUUAUGGAAACCAGCAGGCUACAUACGGGGUGAUGGCAGGUAUCAAGCCUGCAACUUCUGACAUGUUAGCAGCUAGUCUCUCUCAAAGCCGCAUUUUGCAGACCUGCACCAUGCCUCAUCCCAAUGUCAUGAAUGGAGUUGGCAGCUUACAAGGUGGCCUUACCCCAUGUCUUUAUAAAUUCCCUGACCAUACUCUAAGUGCCAGUUCAUGUGCUCUAGGCCACAGCUUUACUCCCAUGCAUGCAUCUAUCCUUGGAGAGGACCCUUCCACUGCUGAUUUUAAACAGGAAUUUCGCAAGAAAAACAAGUCAAUUGAAGAACCAAUAGACAUGGAUUCUCCUGAAAUCAGAGAACUGGAAAAAUUUGCCAAUGAGUUCAAGUUGAGAAGAAUUAAGCUCGGUUAUACACAAACAAAUGUUGGAGAAGCUCUGGCUGCUGUGCAUGGCUCUGAAUUCAGCCAAACAACUAUUUGCCGUUUUGAAAACUUGCAGUUAAGCUUCAAGAAUGCUUGCAAACUAAAAUCAAUCCUGACAAAGUGGCUGGAGGAAGCAGAACAAGUAGGAGCUUUAUACAAUGAAAAGGUUGGCAUGAAUGAACGGAAAAGAAAGCGCAGAACCACCAUAAGUAUUGCUGCUAAAGAAGCCCUAGAAAGUCAUUUUGCUGACCAAAGCAAGCCGUCUUCUCAGGAGAUUAUGCGGAUGGCUGAGGGGCUCAAUCUGGAGAAGGAAGUGGUGAGAGUUUGGUUCUGCAACCGAAGACAGAGAGAGAAGAGAGUGAAGACAAGUUUACAUCAGAACACCUUCCACUCCAUUAAGGACCACCAAGACUGCCAGUAA